Rodentolepis nana is the source of this 633-nucleotide messenger RNA. The record is from the annotation of a GenBank genome assembly. Lineage: Eukaryota; Metazoa; Platyhelminthes; Cestoda; Cyclophyllidea; Hymenolepididae.
AUGCCCCUGAGUCUGGUUCUUCGCAGUUUGGUUCCCUUCCUCGCACGGCAAAUUGAAGGUGGUCGAUCACGUCAUCUUGCAUUUUAUGCAACUUGGGUGGACAGUGUUUUCAUGGUGCAUGCGAGCAGUCUUCGAAACUAUCUUGCUCAAACCUCCCAACCUCGUAGUACCGACAGUCAACUUCGUCUUCUUGGUAUGGAAGAUGCUGAUCCCGAGAAAGUAAAGGAGUGUCUUCAAAGACCAGGCAUUCUCAUGGAACAUGGAGAGUUCAAGGCGUUCCAGGCCUCGCUAAUUCGUCUACAGACGGCUCUAGAAGGUGUCAAGAGCUCUCUCAUCAAUCGAAUGGAUGGUCUGGAUGCCACAUGGAGUUACUUAUCACAAAUUGGUAGAUUGAGUAGAGGGAAAAAGGCAUACCCUCUUCCAUUGAUGGUAUCUCCAAUUGAAACAGACGUGGAGGAAGAAGAACAGUCUUCGCCUACGGCAACGCCCAUGAUAGUAGAUUUGGAUGAACAGGAGGAGAUUGUUAAAAAGGUGAAAGGAAAUAACAAGCAGAAGCGAAAAAACAAGAGGCCGGUGACUGGUACAGCUGCACCAGUGUCCAAGAAGCGCAAGUUGGAGAGUUCAGUGGGCUGA